UGCUCACCUUAUCGACACAUCUGCAGCACACAACGGCAUUGAGGCGCAGUCUUGCGAGAAGAGUCGGGGUGAGGGAGACCAUCGUCACGCACGCCAUGGCGGAUUCGAGUUCGUCUGCCACAGUUUGGGAUGAGUCGUUCCUUAUGGCGAAUGCCAUUGUGUCGGUCGUCCUUCCUAGGGAGACGCCACGAUGGUGGAUCCAGAGGAGAAACGACGGAACAUGGCAAGAUCUCAUAAUUGAUGAUGACGCCACAGACGACUAUUUCCAUGGGAAGCUACGAAUGACGAGAGGGGCGUUCUACGACAUCGUCGCCGCCUGCACUCCUUUUCUUCAACGGUCCCUCACCCAUUACCGCACUCCAUUGCUGUCGGAGCAGCUGGUGGCGUUCGCUCUGUACAGGUGGGCGAGCGGCGAGACGUUUGAGAGUGCAACGUCGUCAUUUGGGAUGGGGCGGUCGAGUGGUAUCAAGGUGGUGAGGGACGUGACGAACGCUAUCUUGUCUGCAUAUUCGGACAAGAUAGCGAUGCCAACAGAAGCUGGCACUUUGUUCUUGGCGGAUGCGGUGGACCUGUCAUACGGGGUGCGAACGAGGGGGUACAUCCUCGCGGACAAUGCCUAUGGACCCUUGCCCUGGCUUGUAGUGCCUUACGGUAGAGUAGUGCAACCUCCCGACGAGGCGCAUCUCGACACGUGUCACAAGUCAUCACGGAAUGUUGUCGAACGAGCAUUUGGGAGACUGAAGGGGAUGUGGCGGCUGUUUCUGCGCCACCACAAGACGAACAUGGAGAAUCUGCCCCAGCAAUUCACCGUCGUUUGUAUUUUGCACAACUUGCUGAUCAAGGUUGGCAUCGAAUUUGACGAGCAUCUGCUUGUUGACAGGGACGUCAGCGGCAACAAGCGCCUCAUCGAUCUAGGUAUGCAUGAACCUGCUACCCCUGUGUCGCAGGAUGAUGCCACCGAUGACGAUGGUGGCUUCUGAGGGUGUGUUCGGGGGGGGGGGGGGGGGGGGGGGGGGGGGGCGGAGUUUGGAGCGGAAAAAAAAAAAAAGGAACGAAUUGAAAUCACCAAGUAUUUUAUUGAGAGGGAACAACAGGCAACGUGAGAUGGGUUUGGAGAGGGGGUGUGGGGGCGUUGGGUCCGUACUAAUCGAUCAAUCCAUGAACGGACAAAAAAAAAAAAAAAAAAAAACCGACCAGUCAAUAAAUCAAUAUCACUGAG
Molecule: messenger RNA, 1219 nt
Organism: Chara braunii
Lineage: Eukaryota; Viridiplantae; Streptophyta; Charophyceae; Charales; Characeae
Source: the annotation of a GenBank genome assembly